Messenger RNA from Neltuma alba, 408 nucleotides. RefSeq lists its product as uncharacterized. The record is from RefSeq and is a predicted model, not a curated record. The transcript has a single exon. NCBI's taxonomy places the organism in Eukaryota, Viridiplantae, Streptophyta, Magnoliopsida, Fabales, Fabaceae. The coding region runs from base 1 to 408 and encodes 135 amino acids. Gene Ontology annotation, molecular function: RNA-DNA hybrid ribonuclease activity; nucleic acid binding.
AUGGCAAUUCUGGGCAGCAUGACAAAUGCUCAGGAAAAGCUUUCUAGAGUGAACUUUCAGGGAAACAGGGCUCCUGGCAGUAGGGAACCUUCGCCACCGAACGAGAGUGAAAGCUCCAUAGAAGUUGACAGGGCCUACUCAAGGAGAGACCAGGUUGCAGCUUGCGGAGGAAUCAUUAAAGAUAGGUGCGGCAAAAUAGUAGAAGGCUUUCAGCUAAAGCUUCCGGCUGGAGAUGAACUCACUGCUGAACUUUGGGGUUGUCUCAUGGGGUUGAAAAGAGCAUGGGAUAAUGGCUUCAGAAAGAUCACUCUCUGUAGCGACUCACAACAGGCCCUCUCUAGCAUCCAAGAUGAGCCGUCUAAUCUACACGAAGACUAUCAACUAAUCAUGGAGAUUAAAAAAUGCUGA